GUUUUGAAAUCGUUUCGCGACCGUCCGCGCAUCGAUCGACAUUUUUCUCCAUGAAAAAUUGGAAAAUUACGCAGCUUCAAAAAUGAAUAAAGGAAAAAUUACGUUCGGAAAAAUCCAGCUAAAAAGUGCAGCACCUGCCACCGCAACUAGCGCCCCAGAUGCCUCGGCAUCCGGCUUCGGUUCGUUUGGUCGCAUCGAACCACCGCCGGAACCUGGCCCAUCCAGCAGCAAGCCAUCCUCUUCCGCGGAUGUGGACAAAAUCGCUUCGGAUCUGGAAAACAGCCGCAUGCAGGAACUGAUGGGCAUUUCGGGAUUUGGCCGCAAGGCCCAGCAGUUCGACAUCAACGAGAUGAUCCAGGCCGCGCGGAAGAAUGCCCCGCGGGCCGAGGUGGACACGGCCGCCAUUCAGAAGGAGGAGUCUGAGGAUGAGGAGGAGGAAGACGAUGAGGUUAUUGGGCCGUUGCCGGGGGUGGUGGCCGCUGGCGCGGCCACGUUGGCGACGACGGUUGGAAGGAAGAAGGAAAGGGGGAGUGACGAGGAGGAGGACUCUGAUGAGGAUGAUGAUGACGAUGAUUUCGAUGAGGACGCGCCGAUUAAUAAGAUUCCAAAUUCUCAUGAAGUUGAGAUGCGGCACGGGUCGAAGGCGGUCAUUUCGUUGGCGGCGGAUCCUUCUGGAGUUCGGUUGGCAACCGGGUCGGUGGAUUACAAUUUGAACUUUUGGGACUUUUCCGGGAUGGACAAGUCGAUGAAGAGCUUCCGGAGUUUGCAGCCGUGCGAGAACCAUCCGAUUCGGGAUUUGCACUAUUCCGGGACGGGGGACAUGAUUUUGGUCAUUUCUGGGAGUUCGCAGGCGAAGGUGCUGGACCGGGAUGGGUUCGAGAAGAUGGAGUGCGUGAAGGGAGAUCAGUACAUUACGGAUAUGACGAGGACGAAGGGUCACGUGGCCGGGUUGACCGGUGGCAGUUGGAACUACAUCAAGAAGGAGGAGUUUUUGACUAGCGCGAUGGACUCGACGCUGAGGACGUGGGUAUUUGCGAGGUCAAAGGAACAGAAGAACGUGAUUAAGACGCGAGCCCAAGGCGGGUUGAAGACGGUUCCGACGACCUGCGCUUAUAACCGGGAUGCCACGCUGAUUGCAGCGGGUUGUAGUGACGGUUCCAUCCAGACUUGGGACACACGCAGGAUGUUCGUCAACACGACGCAUUGUGUCCGUGACGCCCACGCCAAGGGAAGUGACAUUUCAUCGGUUCUGUUCUCGUACGCAGGGCAGAUGUUGGCCACGCGAAGCACCGACGAAACGCUUAAACUCUGGGAUCUUCGAGCGUUCAAGAAGCCUCUGCACGUGUUUGAAAAUCUCUUCUCCCGGUACGACACAACCGACUGCUGCUUCAGCCCGGACGACACCAUGAUCCUAACCGGAGAGUCCCUCCCGAAGGGACAGAAGCAAGCCAAUCUCUACUUCUUCGACACGAAAACGUUCGAAACAGUCACCACGAUUCCAAUCACCGAUUCCCACCUGGUCCGCGUCCAUUGGCACCCCAAACUCAACCAGGUCUUUGUCGGUUGCGGCAACGGAAUCAUCCGCGGCCUGUACGACGAAAAGCGAUCGAUGCGCGGCGCCAAACUGUGCGUCGUCCGCACGUACCGCAAAAAGAAGGACGUCCAAAUGGUGGGCAGCACGCAGGUCAUCACGCCGCACGCCCUCCCGAUGUUCCGCCAGGAAAAGUCCCGCUCACACCGGAAGAAGCUCGAAAAGGACCGCAUGGAUCCGGUGAAAUCGAAGCGACCGGAUCUCCCGAUCACCAGCGGUCAGGGUGGUCGAGUGGCCAGUUCCGGCGGAACACUUUCCUCGUACGUCAUCCGGAAUCUGGGCUUGAGCAAGCGCGUCGAAGACGACCAGGAUCCGCGCGAGGCGAUUCUCAAGUACGCGAAGGAAGCGGCCGAAAAUCCGUACUGGAUCUCGCCGGCGUACACGAAGACGCAGCCGAAGCCGAUUUUCAACGCGGAAGACGAGCCGGACAGUAAGAAGCCGAAGACGGAGUAAAAUUAAGAUUAAUGGAGUUUCUGACCUCAUGUUUCCAAAUGUGAAAAAGUUGAAUGUUUCCACAUUUAGUUUUCGUUUAUCAGUCGAAAAUCUUGUUAAUUUUAAAUAAAAUCAUUGCUAGAAUAGUUACAAUAAAUGUCGGUCACCCUAAUCCAAAA
Messenger RNA from Culex quinquefasciatus (southern house mosquito), 2202 nucleotides. Its product is annotated as gastrulation defective protein 1 homolog. The coding region runs from base 83 to 2044 and encodes 653 amino acids. Lineage: Eukaryota; Metazoa; Arthropoda; Insecta; Diptera; Culicidae. The record is from RefSeq and is a predicted model, not a curated record. The transcript is spliced from 2 exons. Gene Ontology annotation, molecular function: protein binding. Gene Ontology annotation, cellular component: site of double-strand break; nucleus. Gene Ontology annotation, biological process: regulation of DNA double-strand break processing.